Molecule: messenger RNA, 1465 nt
Organism: Salarias fasciatus (jewelled blenny)
Lineage: Eukaryota; Metazoa; Chordata; Actinopteri; Blenniiformes; Blenniidae
Product: zinc finger protein 570-like
Exons: 3
Coding region: 2-1387 (461 amino acids)
Biological process (GO): embryo development; regulation of transcription by RNA polymerase II
Cellular component (GO): nucleus
Molecular function (GO): RNA polymerase II transcription regulatory region sequence-specific DNA binding; DNA-binding transcription factor activity, RNA polymerase II-specific
Source: RefSeq, a predicted model, not a curated record
AAUGACUUCAGUUCAGGCUUUGAGAGAGUUUAUCAGCGAGCGACUGACUGCUGCUGCUGGAGAAAUAUUCACCGUGUUUGAACAAACUAUCGUCCAGUUCGAGGAGGAGAUUGAUCGACAACGCAGACUUUUGGAAACCAGCUUCAACACAACAGAGAGUCCACAGCAACACAUUGGUGAGCAGAAGACGAUCUCCAGCCUGGAGCAGGAGGAACGUGAAGCUCCACACAUUAAAGAGGAGGACGGUGUGGUUGAAGUGACUGUCACUGAUGGUGAAAGAGAGAAUUCCCUCGACUCUGUGAGAGACUCGACCACCCAGAGACUGACUGCUGCUGCUGUGGAAAUAUUCACCCUGUUUGAACAAACCAUCGUCCAGUACGAGGAGGAGAUUGAUCAUCUGAACACACUGCUGGAAAUCGGCUGGAGUCGUCAAAUCAAAUUACACAGAACAGAGCUCCCACGGCACCAUGACUGUAGAGAAGAGCAGCUCUUCGAACAGGAAACAAGCUACUGUCUGGAGCAGGAAGCACCAGAACCUCCACAGUUCAAACAGGAACCAGAAGAACCUCCAGAGAUUAAAGAGGAACCAGACGAACCAGAACUUCUACAGUUUAAAGAGGAGCAGGAGGAACCAGAAACUCCACAGAUUGAGGAACCUGGUACCAGCCAGAAGGGAGAGCACCAUGUGAAAGAACGUUUUGACACAGAAUCAAGUAGAAAUGCAGAGCUGGAAAAUAUCAGCAUGUUUCAUCGUGACAGUGUGGAAAAGUUUCCUGAGUCAGAGAAGCAGGCUGAAUGUGAAAAACUUCCUUGUGAGGAAACAUGUGAUGAACCUCUCUGUAAAGAACCUAAAAUAUGUCAUAAGGUUGGAAAGGUUACGGAUAACAGCAAGAUAAUUUGUGAAACAUGUGGCAAAAGUUUUAGCAAUCAUCGGAAUUUGUUGCGCCACAUGAGAAUUCACACAGGUGAGAAGCCGUAUUCAUGUGAAAUAUGUGGGAAAUGUUUCAGCCAAAAAAUUCAUUUUUUGGUCCACACGAGAACUCACACAGGCGAGAAGCCGCAUUCUUGUGAGACAUGCGGGAAAAGUUUUAGUAAACAGGGUCAUUUGUUGAUCCACAUGAGAAUUCACACAGGCGAGAAGCCACAUUCUUGUGAAACAUGUGGCAAAAGUUUCACCCAACACAUUAGUUUGUUGCGCCAUAUAAGAAUUCACACGUGUGAGAAACCAUAUUCUUGUGAAGCAUGUGGGAGAAGUUUCAGUCAACAGAGUCAUUUGUUGGUCCACAUGAGAACUCACACAGGUGAGAAGCCGUAUUCUUGUGAAACCUGUGGGAGAAGAUUCUCUCAUCGUAGUACAUUGUCACACCACCUGAAAACUCACAGAUAGAUGAAGUCAUGGACGACUGUGGGAGAUGUCAUCAGUCAGCCCAGCUUUUUUGAAGUAUUAUUUUUAUUAAACAUUCAU